UAAAGCUCUGCAAACUUUCCAUUGAAUUCUCUCCAACUAUGAACAAGAAAGGUCUCGCCAUCUUGAUGAGAACCAGAAUGAGACCUUUCUCGCCUGGAUCAAACAAGCUUAAUCACUUGGAGCAUGUUCCUAUCCAAGGCUCUAAAGUUUCUCACGAGGAUAUUGAUUCCUCGGGCAAUACUAUGAAGAGGGAUUUUGGAGCAGUAAGAGAGUCGAUGCACUCUGCCAUAUCCAUGAAGAAAGCAGAAGUUCUAGAUUCUGCACUUGAUGAAUUUUCAGAAGGUUAUCUCGAUUUGUCAAAGAAUGAUCGUCAAAGUUUGCUUCUUAUACUUGCCAAGGAUUAUGAUCUUGACAGGUCUCAGAUUCACGAGUUGAUGAAACAGUAUCUAGGGCUUGAGGCGUCAGCCACGGGAGGAGUUAUACUUGUAGGUGGCAAAGUUGAUGCUUCCACAAAUGAAGAUGGAAGCUGUCUUGCUGCAUUUUACCGGCUUGAACGGAACAUAAGAUAUGCUCUGAAGCCACAGUAUGAAGAUCUAUUUGAAAGGCUGAAUACCCACCCAGGGGGCUUGAAAUUCCUGUCAAUCAUGAGAGCUGAUAUUCUAUCCAUUCUUGAGGAGGAAAAUGUGGUGUCCUUGCGGGCAUUAGAGUCUUACAUGAAGCAAAAGCUUAUUACAUGGCUAAGUCCUGCUGUGUUAGAACUUCACCAAAUCACAUGGGAUGAUCCUGCUUCGCUCUUGGAGAAAAUUGUGGCAUAUGAGGCUGUGCAUCCCGUCAGCAAUCUUGUAGAUCUUAAAAGAAGGUUGGGAGUAGGGCGGCGUUGCUUUGGUUAUAUACAUCCUGCAGUACCUGGUGAACCAUUAAUCUUUAUAGAAGUUGCUCUUCAGAAGAACGUUUCUCAAACAAUUCAGGAAGUUUUAUGGGAUGAACCCUCAAUGCAUGAAUGUGAGGCAACUUGUGCAUUAUUUUAUUCGAUAUCGUCAACUCAGCCUGGUUUGAAAGGGAUCAAUCUCGGAAAAUUCCUAAUUAAGCGAGUAAUUGAUCUGGUGAAAAAGGAUAUGCCCAAUAUAUAUACGUUUGCAACACUUAGCCCAAUCCCAGGAUAUACACAAUGGCUUUUAGCGAAGUUGGUAUCUGCUGAAAGAUCAGAUUCUACUUUCAGGGAGAACAUUUUGGAACCGGAAGAAGAAAGAGCAUUACAUGACGCAUCCAAGGAGCUCACGGGGGAGAAAGAUGCCAUGAAAGUAUUAUGGAAUUUGUUAACAUCAAGAAAGUAUGAAUGGAUAAAGUCUGAUGAACUCGUGUCUGUGUUAGAAGCCCCAUUGAUGCGAUUAUGUGCCAGGUACCUUUUGCUAGAGAAGAAGAGAGGAAGAGCUUUGGAUUCCGUUGCAAAUUUCCACUUGCAGAAUGGGGCGAUGAUUGGAAGAAUAAAUUGGAUGGCUGAUCGGUCAGAGAAAGGCCUUUGUCAAAGUGCUGGGAUUAUGGUCAAUUAUCUCUAUAGGUUGGAAGAUAUAGAAGAAAAUGGUCAGUCAUAUAUUAGCACAGGAACUGUUCAUGCUACUGAUGACAUCCAUGGCUUUCUUCCAGGGGAGGCUUGAUCUGGGAAUGGAUUGGAAAGAAGAUGUGAAUGAGUGGUUACUAAGCUGCUGCUGCUGCUGCUGCGUUAAUUUGUUUCUUUUGCUGGAUGUAGAUGACUAGAUGCUUUGCUUUGUGUAUAAUAAAAUACCAACAUCUAAUAAGAAUGCAAACAGCUGUAUCUAGAAAAGUCUAUCUGGUUGUGAAU
Molecule: messenger RNA, 1780 nt
Organism: Impatiens glandulifera
Lineage: Eukaryota; Viridiplantae; Streptophyta; Magnoliopsida; Ericales; Balsaminaceae
Product: malonyl-CoA decarboxylase, mitochondrial
Exons: 16
Coding region: 39-1595 (518 amino acids)
Biological process (GO): fatty acid biosynthetic process; acetyl-CoA biosynthetic process; malonyl-CoA catabolic process
Cellular component (GO): mitochondrial matrix; peroxisomal matrix
Molecular function (GO): malonyl-CoA decarboxylase activity
Source: RefSeq, a predicted model, not a curated record